Molecule: messenger RNA, 877 nt
Organism: Abrus precatorius (Indian licorice)
Lineage: Eukaryota; Viridiplantae; Streptophyta; Magnoliopsida; Fabales; Fabaceae
Product: VQ motif-containing protein 11
Exons: 1
Coding region: 41-604 (187 amino acids)
Source: RefSeq, a predicted model, not a curated record
UUACCAUUUUUAUUCAUUCUUACGAUUUUCUCUUUCUCUUAUGGCUUCUCACUCCACCUACGGAUCCGACUCGACAACACCCAACACAACUUUCGUCCAAGCCGACCCAUCAAACUUCCGUGCCGUCGUUCAGAAACUCACCGGAGCAUCCGAAGACCCUUCAGCGCACAAACUCCCCCUCACUCUCCCCACUCGCCUCGCAGCCCAAUCCCACCGCCCCGCCGCCGCAGAGGUAAUCGGGCCGAAAAAACCGAACUUUAAGCUGCACGAGCGGCGCAACGCGGCGGCGAAGAAGCUGGAGCUGAGCAUCGGGGUGUCGGAGAGAGCGGUGAACAUGAGCGUGUCACCUUGUUCUUUGGUUCGAAGCAGAGCGUUGUUGGGUGAGAACAUGGUGAUGGCUUCGCCUGUUUCACCGUUGGAGUUCUUGGCGCGUGCAAGUCCACGAACACCAAAGUCACCCGAUGAAGAAGAAGAAAGAGCGAUUGCAGAGAAAGGGUUUUACUUACACCCAAGUCCAAGAGCUUCUCAACCACCUGAGCUAUUGCCCCUUUUCCCUUUGCAUUCUCCCACUCAUCACAACCACCCUCCUCUUUCUUCCUCUUAAUUUCUUAUAUUAUUCUUGUGAGAAUUUUAUUUUAUAUUGUUUUGUUUUUAACUAAUUAAUUACCAGUUUUUUUGGUUUUUGGUUGAAUUAAUGGAGUUGUAUUCUCCAUGUUGUAGAGACUUUGUGUAUGUGUAGUUGUAGUGUCACUGUUUCUGUUGUUUCUACGUUAACAAACUUGUUCAUCACUCCCACUCUUUCAAUUUUCUUUUUCAGUAUUUGGAAUAUUAAUGUGGUAGCAGAAUGGGAAUUCAACACUGCAUUGCUUUUACUUAG